Molecule: messenger RNA, 693 nt
Organism: Penicillium concentricum
Lineage: Eukaryota; Fungi; Ascomycota; Eurotiomycetes; Eurotiales; Aspergillaceae
Exons: 1
Coding region: 1-693 (230 amino acids)
Biological process (GO): oxidative demethylation
Molecular function (GO): oxidoreductase activity; demethylase activity
Source: RefSeq, a predicted model, not a curated record
AUGGGAGAUAGGAAUAAUUUCCACGAGCUGUCCACCGAGCCAUACGGUAUUUUCUGGCAAGAAGACUUUGUCGAUUCCGAGCACGAGCAACGACUCAUCUCGGUCUUUUCCAACGAGCUAGAAUGGCCCGACCGCCCUGGUCGGAUAUCACUGCACUACGGCUAUAGUUUCGACUAUAAAACAUUCGGGAUAGACCCCGAUAUUCCAUACAAGGAAUUCCCAGAAUGGCUCCAACCUCUCAUCCCAACAACUGAGGACCGACCUCCAGACCAGGUCUGUCUGCAGUAUUAUCCUCCAGGCGCGGGAAUCCCGCCCCAUGUAGAUGCACACAAGCCAUAUGACCAGCUCUACGCGUUAUCUCUUGGUGCGCCGGCGAUGAUGAUAUUCCGCCGGGGCGAGGAACGCAUCGAGGUCGACUUGACCCCGCGGACCAUGAUGCAAAUGAGCGGCGACUCGAGACUACAUUGGACGCAUGGUAUCAGGAAGCGGAAGAAUGAUACCCUCCCAGAUGGGACAGUGAGGCCGCGCGGGAAGCGGUGGAGUAUCACUUAUCGCUGGCUCAGGGAUGGGGAAUGUGAAUGUGGGAAUCUGGAGCUAUGUGACACGGCUCAGCGGAGGAAUGGCAUUGAAAAAGAGAAAAGAUCGCUGAAGGCAUUGGCGGAGCAGGCUGCGCUUCAGGAAUCGGUUGUAUAG